Macrosteles quadrilineatus (aster leafhopper) is the source of this 2931-nucleotide messenger RNA. Its product is annotated as bladder cancer-associated protein-like. The coding region runs from base 160 to 402 and encodes 80 amino acids. NCBI's taxonomy places the organism in Eukaryota, Metazoa, Arthropoda, Insecta, Hemiptera, Cicadellidae. The record is from RefSeq and is a predicted model, not a curated record. The transcript has a single exon.
AGAAGAAGAUUGCUGACGACAAUUUGAGUCGAAUAACGAUAAAAUGGAUUGAGGUUAUUUGAUUAGUUCUGUGUAAACAUAAGUGGAUAUUAUGAUUUGACCAAGAUAUAUUGGUUUGUUCUUAAGUUUUUUUACGUUAGUUUGAUAGAAUCCGUGAUUAUGUAUUGUCUACAAUGGCUCAUUCCAGUGCUACUCAUACCAAAGCCAGUCAACCCAGCACUUCUUCAAACCCAUGUUGUGUUUAUGGUUUUAUAUUUGACAGGAUUCUUCUUGGAAAGGAAACCUUGCACAAUUUGCAGUUUAGUGUUUUUAGCAGCAGUGUUUUUAAUAUGCUACAGUGGUGUGGGAAAUUGUCUGUUUUGGAGUUCCAACUGCGACACAGUUCGAUGUGAAAAUGGUUGAGUCAUCACUGUGUAGUGUGUAGGCCUACACAAGAUAUCACCUCUCAUAACAAAAUUAACAGUAAACUCAUUCACAUUUCAUAUUUAUAAAACUGUUAAAUUUAUUAAAAUGUGGCAAAUAAGUUAUUACUAGCCUAUGUAUUUUUCUCCGUGUUAAAUAAUAAAUUAGCCUAGGCUAAUGUCAUGAUUUUGAUUUGUUUCAUUAGUCAAGAACACAAAAUGUAGUUGGUCAGUAAUUUAUUCCCCCAAUUGAAUAGUCUUGGGUCCAAAUGAUUGAUGUUUUUGGUUUAGACUGUCUUUAUUUUUGUUUAGUCUGCCAAUUGUUUUUUGUUAUCAUACCUAUGGAACAUCAAACUAGGUACUCCUCUAUAUUCUGAUAUGGGUAAAUUUCCAUUUCUUUCAACCAACAAUAUUAUUAUGCAUUUUAUCAAGUAUAGUAGUGUAAUAGUGUUUCAAAGAAAUGGUGCGUAGGCCUCCAGUUCUGCAGAAAACCUGCAAUAAGUUAUAUUAUACGAUGAAUAAGUCAACAUCCAUCAUUUUGUUAAAAUGUUUAACCUUACAAUUUUAAAAUUAACAAAAAAACACCAUCAAAUAGAUGGAUAUACAGUACUUGAUUGCAUUAUUACUAGCCAUAUGCUUGAUUUGGUCGCCUCGCUUGAACCUACUUCCGCGAACUUGAUUGAGAACUUACUCAUGCCAUGCCCCUGUUUAACGUUUUAAUGUAACACUAACCCCAGUAAGUAGAAUGUUCAAGAAGUCAAAGCUAUUACCUAACUUAUAGAAAAUUUGCUUUUAACUUCGUUGUGUUAAAAGGAAUGGCUUAGCGAACGGUCAAACAUUUUAAGCUUCUCGUAGCCUUCUCAAGUAACUUAAUCUACCAACCACCAGUCUACCUAUCCAGGCACCAGUCUUCCACAUUCAGUGUGGGGGUCUAGGCUACCUACAUUAAGUUAGUUACUCAAUACAAAUGUAAGUUAGUUACUUACAUUUGAAUUUGGAAGUUAAUACUUUUUUUAAAUGGCCCUCUUUAAAUAUUAUGAGUGUUAUGGUUAGCCAUGCUUUAGUCUACUCCAUUUCAUCCAUUUCAUGUUUGCUCUUUUUAAAAAAAGAUUGGAAUAUUGUUUAAAUUUCCAUCCUUUAAUCUAGAAAGUAAAUUUGGAUGUGAUAUUUUUUAAGAUGUGAUAAGCAUAAAACUGUAAAUAAUCAUACGUAGGGUAGACCUAGUAAAUAAAUACUUAGGACUGAAGUUUUGUAAUUUAGAUUUAAAACAUCAGUAAUAAAAUAAUAUUAAGCUCCUGUGUAUUCAGCCCAGUCAAAAAACAAUAACGUUUGAUUUUUAGUUGAAUUCAUAGUACUAGUUAAAUGUUAGUCACCACACAUUGACACAUUGGCUUUUUUUUAAAUAAACACUUAUGAUGGCUAUUUCUAUUAAUUUUUUUUUUCUGAAGGAAUUUUCAAAAGAUUUAAAAAUUUGCUCUAUCUGUGUAGGCUAAUUUGGUUAUCUGGCUACGACAUAUUCUUGCCACUCUGAAGUUAUGUUUGUACAAAGUCGAAAUACAAGUUUUGACCAUUACAUUCACUGAUAAGUUAGGCCUAACUCACUAAUUCAUAUAGGCCUAGGCUAAUUAAAGUUUCUUCAUGGAGUAUUAAUAGAUUUACUAUUGGUACCUAAUUGAUUUUUAGACCAAAAAGGGUUAGCAUUACCCUAAGUUAGGUACCGGUAUGUCGAUUUGAACUUUUGGUGAAUUAUUUUCAUUAUGAUUUUUUAUGACUUUAUUUUCCGAUUUUUCUAGUAUAGCCUAGCCUACGGCUUGGUUAAGGUAUGCUUUGAUUAGGAAUAUUAAAACUAAUUUUUAUAAAGAUAAAGGAAUUAUGAUCUUUAAUGCGAUUUAUAUUGAAUUGAAGCGAUUCUAACCUUUCGAACAUAAACUGACGACCUUUGGUGAUAUUAUUAUCUCUGUUGUGCCUUGUAUUUGAAUACUGGCUACAUCUGACAAGUUCAAGCUGAAUUUAUCAGAGACAUAGAAUCAUUUCUCCAUAAAUCAUGAAAUAACCAAAAAGCAAGUUAGACUGUAAGGAAUAUAUUCUUAUAAAGAAGCACAUCUACAAUAUGAAGCUACUUUCAUUAAGUUUUAGACCUAAUUAAAAUAUGUCAUAGCUAGAUAUUCAUUUGAAUUGGGUGCUUCCAUUUACAAAAUUAGUAAAAAUGUACUAAAAACUUAUAUUGUGUAUGAAGAAAAAAGAAUGUUAACAAAACCAAUUUACCAUUUGUAUUGUAAUUAUACCUACCUAUUUUACAAAUUACAUUUUUGUCACUCUACGGUAAACUUACUCAUUUUUAUAUCCUGAACAUGAACCAUGUGAGAUUACAUUUCACAUAUAGGCCCUAAAAUGGUUCCUUGUACUGUACUGUAAAUAUGUAGAAAUGCUGUUUUCUAUUUAUUUUCAAUGUUUUAUAGGACACUGUAUAAAUGCAAUCAAACCAAUAUUUGUUACCCUUUUUAAUAUUGUUUGUGGAAUAUUCGAUUGU